CUUGCUUUUCUGUAGAGAUCCUGAGCUUCCUAACCAAGCUUCAUUUGAGAGAAAUGGAAAUCAUUUCAACCCAGAAGUUUAUUCUUCUUACUUUGGCUACAGUGGCGUUUCUAACACCGCAUGGUGCGUGCCUAGAUGAACUAAUGAAAUCGAGCCUGGAAAGCAGAGAAGAUGAUGAUGAUAAAUAUUAUGAGAUUAAAGACAGUAUCUUGGAGGAAAAGCAGAGGAGCCUGAAUUUUGAAGAAAUGAAAGACUGGGGAUCAAAAAAUUUCAUGAAAGUGAACACCCCUACAGUAAACAAAGUGCCAAAUUCAGUUGCUAAUUUGCCUCUUAGAUUUGGAAGAAGCAAUCCAGAAGAAAGAAGCAUUAAGCCAAGUGCUUAUUUGCCUCUGAGAUUUGGAAGAGCUUUUGGAGAGAGCCUCUCUAGGCGUGCUCCAAAUUUAUCAAACAGGUCUGGGAGAUCUCCACUUGCUAGAAGUUCUAUUCAGUCCCUUCUAAAUCUGCCACAGAGAUUUGGGAAGUCAGUGCCCAUCAGUCUAUCUCAAGGCGUCCAGGAAUCUGAACCAGGGAUGUGAAUUCUAACAAUUACAUUUAAGUUAUCAAGUUAUGAAGAUGGAAACCGAAAGACCCAGAAAAGAUGCACCGUGUAUUCAAAACUAAAGAUCUUGAGAAGGGAAUGUAUAUGAGAACUGAAAUGCAAACCUGUGUCAUGUUAUUAUUAUAAUGUGUGUAUUCUGCACAAACAAUUGAUGUAUAAGGCAAUGAUAACUGUAGUGAAUGUUGUACCAGUUUACUUCAGUGGUGGUGUAGCACAAACUCUAUUUACUUUUGUGUGACUUCCGUGUGACUGAUAUCUUGUUGGAUGUAAAAACUAAUUUAAAAACAAUAGCUGUAGAAAUGAGAGCAUUUUAAGCAGAUUUAAAUGAAACAUCUUAGUACAAAUAAAGAAGCAUGAUACAAAUAAAAA
Coturnix japonica (Japanese quail) is the source of this 967-nucleotide messenger RNA. It is a transcript of the gene NPVF, whose product is annotated as neuropeptide VF precursor. The record is from RefSeq and is a predicted model, not a curated record. Gene Ontology annotation, molecular function: signaling receptor binding. NCBI's taxonomy places the organism in Eukaryota, Metazoa, Chordata, Aves, Galliformes, Phasianidae. Gene Ontology annotation, biological process: negative regulation of gonadotropin secretion; neuropeptide signaling pathway.